Messenger RNA from Naegleria lovaniensis, 600 nucleotides. RefSeq lists its product as uncharacterized. NCBI's taxonomy places the organism in Eukaryota, Heterolobosea, Eutetramitea, Acrasida, Naegleriidae. The transcript has 2 exons. Bases 1 to 600 code for a protein of 199 amino acids. The record is from RefSeq and is a predicted model, not a curated record.
AUGACUUCAGAAACUGUCAAACAAUUUCUCGUGGGGGAUGGAUUGGACAUGAGUAAUUUUCCAGCACUUCAACAGAAAAUCUAUAGUGCCUAUAAGAGUUCUCAAAAAGUACAUUCAGACAUGGUCAUGGCAUGUUAUGUUGGUGACGCUUUUCAAAACAUGCUCGGUGUAGGACGUCUCACUCUCAUGACUCCUCUCGCUACUUUUAAUCUCACUUCUCAAUUCACGAAAGUUUUCAUGUGUCAAGGAAAUUUCACUCAACUUGAUUCUUGUAUCAUUAAUUCCACAAAUCCAAACAUUGUUGCUCCUCCCAAUGAUAAUAGUUUGAAAAUUAAGACAUGUAAUCAAAAUUCAGGAAAAGUCGUAUUUACACCAAGUUAUGUCAAAGCUGGAAUGGAGGAUGUGAUUUUCAUAUCCAUGUUGAAUUGUAUUCCUUCAAGAAAUGUGAGUGCUCAAGAGGAUGAGAAUGGAAAUCGAUUUUCAUAUUAUUAUGGUUAUGAUUUGACGUCUGACUCGGUGUCGAGAUUUUUGAAGAGAGAAUUCAAUCAAUGGUUGGAUAUAGAGUGUUCAUUAUUGAAACUACAACGAAUUAUCUUUUAG